Messenger RNA from Parascedosporium putredinis, 381 nucleotides. NCBI's taxonomy places the organism in Eukaryota, Fungi, Ascomycota, Sordariomycetes, Microascales, Microascaceae. The record is from the annotation of a GenBank genome assembly.
AUGAGGCUCGACAUCCUCGCCUACACCUCCCUGCUCGGCGCUGUCGCCCAGGCCGUGGCCGUUCCGGGACCCAUCGCCGCGAGGCAGGUGCUCCCGACGACGUGCGAAGACGUGCACCUAUUCCUGGCGCGCGGAGCUGGGGACCCGUACCCGGGCACGCAAGGUCCGCUGGUCGAGGUGGUGUGCCAGGGGCUGGAGAGUUGCGACCACGAGGACAUUCUGUACGUCGGCACGUUUGACAAGGUGUGCGACUCGGUGACCACCGGCGUGGUAAACGCCACGAGGCAGAUCACCGAAUACGCCGACAAGUGCCCCGACUCGAAGCUUGUUUUGUUAAAGUCCAAGCCGGACACGCGUUCUUCGUCACGAAACGAGAAGUAA